CUUCCACAUAGAAACCAUGUGCUUAUCUUAUUGAUGAUUUUGAUCUAAAAUUGUGAUUUCAAAAUAUUUAAGAAAUGGCAGGAUAUGAUCUCAAAAAUAGCGACGAGGUUCAAGAAUAUUUAAAAAAUCUUCAUAUAGAAUAUCAAUUUGGAUGUUUAAAUGAGAAAAAACCUGAAGUUUGCCAUUUAUUGGGUGAUUAUAACGAAUCUAUUAAACAAGAUUCUAAAGAAGCAUUAAAAAUAUAUAAAAAUAAUUGUGAUGAAUUCAAUUAUGGAAGAAGUUGCACAAAAUAUGGUGAUUAUAAAGUAAUAGGUAAAGAAUGUGCAAAGGAUCCUAUAGAGGCAUUCAAAUAUAUGCAAAAAGGUUGUGAUAAUAGUGAUCCAAGAGGUUGUCUUCAUGCAGGCGCUCUUGCAUUAUCUCAGACAAAACUUGAAUCAAGCAAGGAUUCUCAGAUUUCCCUUGGAAUUAAACUGCUAAGAAAGGCUUGUGAUGCUAAUCAAGAGAAAGCUUGUUUUUAUUUAUCAGGCAUUUUCUUAAAUGGUAUAGAAGGAAUUAUAGAAAAAAAUUUAAAGGAAGCAUAUGUAUUAUCAUUAAAGUGUUGUGAAUUGAACAAUCCUUAUGCAUGCGCCAAUGUAUCUUUAAUGCACAAAAAAGGUGAUGGUGUGCAACAAAAUGCAGAAUUGGCAAACACUUUCAGGUUACGAGCUGAAGAAAUAAUGAAGGAAUUACAACAAAAUAGAAGUUCAAUAAAAUUUCAUCAGGGUAUUAACCUUUAAUUUUAUUUUAUUAUUAUAUUGUGUAUAGUAGAUAUGAAGAUAAAAUUUUGUAGUAAAUGUAAUAGUGAUUAAUUGUAAUCUUUUAUUCAAUGAACAUAUGUAUUAUACAAA
Messenger RNA from Apis laboriosa (Himalayan honeybee), 887 nucleotides. It is a transcript of the gene Coa7, whose product is annotated as cytochrome c oxidase assembly factor 7 homolog. Bases 75 to 776 code for a protein of 233 amino acids. Lineage: Eukaryota; Metazoa; Arthropoda; Insecta; Hymenoptera; Apidae. The transcript is spliced from 3 exons. Gene Ontology annotation, cellular component: mitochondrial intermembrane space. Gene Ontology annotation, molecular function: protein binding. The record is from RefSeq and is a predicted model, not a curated record.